AUGGUCGGGGAUAUUAUGGACGAGCUUGUAAACCACGAGACACGCCCUCCGCGCAGCGCGUCACGCUGCUGCUCCGAAAAGGCGUUCCACCACAGCGUGCACCACCGCCCGGGCGGCGACUUCGCUCCCACCCAGCAGAGCGUCAAAGCUGCCUGCCCUUCGCCACAAGAUAAGGAGAUCGCAGCCUCACGACGGGGCCACCUCCAAUCUCCACGACGCCCCCCACUUAACCCCAGCGCCCGAAGCCACUCGCCGCCACCCGUGGCCAUGGCCUUCCACCCGCUGGCCGCCUCGCGCGUCCACCUCUCCCCACUCCUCCCCGCCGGCCCCGCGGCCGCGCCCUCCUCCGCCGCGCCGCACCACCGGCGCCGCUUCACCGCCAUCGUGGCCACGGCGGCUGCAUCCGCCUCGGCGACCACGGAGUUCGACUUCAAGGCGUACAUGGGGGAGCGCGCGGCGGCCGUCAACCGCGCGCUGGACGCGGCCAUCCCGGAGGGGGAGCCCCCCGCGGCGCUCCACGAGGCGAUGCGGUACGCGCUGCUGGCGGGCGGGAAGCGGGUGCGGCCGGCGCUGUGCCUGGCCGCCUGCGGCGUCGCCGGCGGGCGGGAGGCCUGGGCGAUGCCGCCGGCCGCCGCUGUCGAGAUGGUGCACACCAUGUCGCUCGUCCACGACGACCUCCCGUGCAUGGACGACGACGACCUACGCCGCGGCAAGCCCACCUGCCACGUCGUCUACGGCGAGCCCAUCGCUGUGCUCGCCGGCGACGCGCUGCUCUCGCUCGCCUUCCGUCACAUGGCCAGCGUCGACUCCUACCCGCCGGACGUCGACCCAGACAAGCACGCUGCCCGCGUCGUCCGCGCCAUUGGCGAGCUCGCGCGCUGCAUCGGCUCAGAGGGCCUCGUCGCCGGUCAGGUUGUUGAUCUUGAGAUGACUGGUUCAACUGAAAUUGUGCCCCUUGAACGCCUUGAGUACAUCCAUUUCCACAAGACUGCUGCAUUGCUCGAGGCCUCAGUGGUCAUUGGGGCAAUCAUCGGGGGUGGCUCGGAUGAGCAGGUUGAGCGGCUGCGGAAGUACGCGGGGUCAAUAGGGCUCUUGUUCCAGGUGGUCGAUGACAUACUUGAUGUGACCAAGUCGUCGGAAGAGCUAGGGAAGACAGCAGGGAAGGACUUGGCAAGUGACAAGACGACAUACCCUAAGUUACUGGGGUUGGAGAAAUCGAGGGAGUUUGCAGAGAAGUUGCUUUCUGAUGCAACGGCGCAGCUUGCAGAAUUCGACAAAGAGAAGGCGGCACCUCUGUUGCAUUUGGCCAAUUAUAUCGCCCAUAGGCAGAACUGAGGUGAUGCUUAUUCUGUUGGUGUUCAUUGUUGAUUUGUAACUUUGAGGCCAUUAAGGUUGGGUUUCAGGAACAUUCCAAUUAUCCUACGAUACAUAUUAGUUGUAGCUUUCUACCUUGGUGUAAUGGGAAUAUUUUGUUGAAAGACAUUAAUAUCAUAUCAACUUAGUCAAACCUGAUUGAAAUC
Molecule: messenger RNA, 1520 nt
Organism: Phragmites australis (common reed)
Lineage: Eukaryota; Viridiplantae; Streptophyta; Magnoliopsida; Poales; Poaceae
Product: geranylgeranyl pyrophosphate synthase, chloroplastic-like
Exons: 4
Coding region: 1-1335 (444 amino acids)
Biological process (GO): isoprenoid biosynthetic process
Molecular function (GO): geranylgeranyl diphosphate synthase activity
Source: RefSeq, a predicted model, not a curated record